Cokeromyces recurvatus is the source of this 427-nucleotide messenger RNA. RefSeq lists its product as uncharacterized. Bases 258 to 413 code for a protein of 51 amino acids. The transcript is spliced from 3 exons. Lineage: Eukaryota; Fungi; Mucoromycota; Mucoromycetes; Mucorales; Mucoraceae. The record is from RefSeq and is a predicted model, not a curated record.
AAUAUAUUAUCUAAAUGAAAUUGCACAUUGUAAAUCUGAUGUGUGUGUGUGUUUUUCAAAAAAAUAAAUAAAUAAAUAAAUAAAAAUAAACAAAAAUAAAGGGUAAUUGCUUUAGUUCAAAAGAUCUUGAUGAUGGUCAUGAAUUGAAACCAACAAAUGUGAACAAUACAAAGAAUAAUAAAGAUUUAAAUAGCAAAGGGCAUGUAUUAGGUAGUUCUUCUCUUGAAUCUCCUACAAAUGUAGAUUCAAGGGAAGCUAUGCUUAUUGCAGCUGAAAAAAGAAGACUUCAAGCUGAAAACCGUGGAGUAAAAGAAGGCGGAAAAUUAAGUAAACAAUUAGCAGAACAAAAGAAACAACAACAUCAGCCAUCAACACCUAGAAAUGAAGUAGAUGAUCGUCUUGUUUGGGAUUAGUAGAAAGGAGCCAU